AGCGGCUGCAGCAGCGGUUCGGGUCCGGGCUGAGUAUGGCCGCUGCCCGGGGGAGCUGGGAGGAGGAGGAGGCGGCCGCCGAUGUCAGUGGGGAAGAGGAGGAGAAUAUCCUCUACGACCUGCUCAUCAACACCGAGUGGCCGCCGGAGACCGAGGUGCAGCCAAGAGGCAACAAAAAACAUGGUGCAUCUUUUAUCAUCACUAGAGCAAUUACAGGUCCUGCAUUAUUUUUGCUUCAGUAUAUCUGGUACAGUCCUGCAAAGUUUUCCCUCCCUGCUGGGCUUGUUCGUCUGGUUAGCAAGCAGAUCAACUGGCAUCUAGUGCUUUCAAGUAAUGGGAAGCUGUUGGCAGUUGUUCAGGACCAGUGUGUAGAAAUCAGGUCUGCAAAAGAUGACUUUGGAUCCAUUGUUGGAAAAUGUCAAGUGCCGAGGGAUCCUAACACACAGUGGAGACGAGUGGCAUGGAGUCAUGACUGCACACUGCUUGCCUAUGCUGAAAGCACUGGAACUGUGAGAGUAUUUGACCUGAUGGGCAGUGAGCUCUUUGUCAUUUCUCCGGCAACCAGUUUUCCAGGAGAUUUGAGCUACGCAGUUGCUGGAUUGAUCUUUGUAGAAUAUAAAGCAAGUGCCCAGUGGUCAGCUGAACUGCUAGUCAUCAAUUAUCGUGGAGAACUGAAAAGUUACCUUGUAAGUGUUGGAACAAACCAAAGCUUCCAAGAGAGUCAUAGUUUCAACUUCAGCAGCCAUUAUGCCCAUGGAAUAACUACAGUGGUUUAUCACCUUAGGCACAGGCUUUUGCUUGUGGGUGGCUGUGAAACAGAUGAAGAUGGAGUAUCUAAAGCAACUAGUCGUGGAAUAUCUGCUUGGAGAGUUCUUUCCGGAUCCCCCCAUUAUAAACAGGUCACUAGUUAUGAAGAUGAUACUGGGACAGCAAAGAGAAGCGGAUUAUUAAGGAUUAUGAAUUUCAGAUUUUACAGCAAAAAAGGAACAGAACAGGAUGGAGUUUUCAAGAUGAGCCUUUCUCCUGAUGGAACUCUUCUGGCAGCUAUUCAUUUCUCAGGAAAACUGACCAUGUGGGGAAUCCCGUCUCUCAAACAACAAGGAGAAUGGGAUCAGAGUGACCAGCCAGGUUAUGAUGAGAUCAAUCCAGAUUGGAGGCUUUCUUCUGAAAAAAGGAAGAAAAUAAAAGAUAAAGAAUCGUAUUAUUCACUAAUGGAUGUAAAUUGGUGGGCAGAAAAUGCUGUGAUCUUGGCUCGCUGCUCUGGAGCUUUGACUGUGUCAUCUGUGAAAACAUUAAAAAACUUACUGGGGAAAUCAUGUGAAUGGUUUGAAAGUUGCCCUCAGGUCACUUCUGCUCAUGAUGGAGGAUUUCUAAGCCUGGAGUGCGAGAUAAAACUGGCUCCAAAGAGAUUACGCUUGGAGAGCAGGCCUGGUGAGGAAGAUGAAGGAGAAGAUGACUCUGACUCAGAUGAUGUAACUUCUGCCAAGGCCAGAUAUUUCAGUUACCUGAAGCAAGGCCUGUAUUUUGUGACAGAAAUGGAACGAUUUGCUCCUCCACGGAAACGUUCACGCACUAUUACAAAGAAUUACCGCCUUGUGAGUUUAAGAUCUACAACUCCAGAGGAGCUUUACCAGAGAAAGAUUGAUAAUGAAGAAUAUGGUGAAGCUUUAUCUUUGGCUCAAGCAUAUGGUCUAGAUUCUGAUCUUGUAUAUCAAAGACAAUGGAGGAAAUCAACUGUUAACAUUGCUUCUAUUCAAGACUACCUGAGUAAAAUUAAGAAGCGGUCCUGGGUUCUUCAUGAAUGCCUGGAAAGAGUUCCUGAGAACGUGGACGCUGCCAAAGAGUUGCUGCAGUAUGGUUUAAAAGGGACAGACUUGGAGGCUCUCAUAGCUAUUGGAAAAGGAGAAGAUGAUGGCAGAUUUAUCUUAUCAGGAGAGGUGGACAUUGAUGAAAUCCCCUAUGAACAAUUUUUGUCACCUGGUGAAGAGGCAGAAAAUAGAAAGGAAAGGGAGGCUAGGAAGCAUCAAGAACUGCUUCUAUCAGUGAACUUCUCAAAACUAACACUGGAACAAAAGGAACUUUGUCGAAGCAGACUGAAAUUAUUAAGUUAUUUAGAUAGACUUGCAACUUAUGAGGAAAUCCUUGGAGGGCCUCAUGCAGCUGAGCAGAGAUAUGAUGCUGAAUUCUUCAAGAAGUUCCGAAAUCAGAAUAUUGUACUUUCAGCAAGAACUUAUGCUCGGGAAAGCAAUGUGAGAGCCCUAGAGAUCUUGUUUACAUACCAUGGCUCAGACCUGCUUCCACAUCGGCUGGCAAUUCUCUCUAAUUUUCCAGAGACUACUUCACCACAUGAGUAUUCCUUUUUACUGCCUGAAGCUUGUUGUAGGCGCGAUGUGUUGAUGAUUCUUCCCUGGAAUGAACAGAAGCAUCGGGAAGAGGACUGGUGUGAAAAUCCACAGUGCAAAAUGAUAUUUGAACCAGUUCUUCAAGAUGAAGAUGAAUUCUUGUACGAAGCACACCCUGAGUUAUUAAAGUACAGAACUACUAAGCUUUCGAUAGACCUGGUUUCUGACUGGUAUUGGAAUAGGGCACAGGAGAUUGAGAACUAUGCUAUGCAGGUGGACUGUGCUCUGUCCCUGGUUAGACUUGGCAUGGAGAGGAAGAUUCCUGGUCUGCAGGUGCUUUGUGAUAACCUGGUUACUCUGGAGAUGCUGAUUUAUGAGACUGGAUGUGAUCUAACCCUAACCUUGAAAGAUCUGCAGGAGAUGAAAGAUAGUGAAAAACUAAGACUGUUAAUGAUGAAUAAGUUUGUAAUGUUCUUUUUCUGUUUGUUUAGGUGCUGUUUACAACUUAUUGUUGACUGUCCCAGUGCUAUCCAAGAUGAGCUAGAUCUCAUUCGUGCGCUUAGUUAUCUUGAAGAAUUUGGUCUGACAAUCUUGCCAUUACAAGUGCGUUUGUGUUCUGAUCGACUCAGCCUCAUCAAGGACUGUAUUGCUCAGUUGCCCACAAACUACAAACUGUCUGCCAAACUCCUGGGACUUGCAGAUUUACUGAGAGUUGCAGGAGAUGACCAGACAGAGAGAAAAGGCCAGGUUUUGAUCCUUUUAGUGGAACAAGCUCUCCAUUUCCAGGACUACAAAGCUGCUAGUAUGCACUGCCAAGAGCUUAUAGCCACAGGCUAUUCUAAAAGUUGGGAGGUAUGCAGCCAAUUAGGGCAAUCAGAAGGCUACCAUGACUUGCGUACUCGGCAGGAGCUCAUGGCUUUUGCUCUGACACAUUGCCCUCCAGGUGCCAUAGAGUCACUGUUGGCAGCAAACAGUUCUUUGCAGACUCAGAUUCUUUAUCAAGCAGUGAAUUACCAGUUACGCCCUUCAGAAGGAGAGGAGAAUAUAAAUAUCACAGGACCUUCUUCACUGAUCGCUAAGGAGACUCCUCAGGAAGAAAUCAGCAUCCCUUCUAGCCAGUCUGCUGACUUGUUGUAUUGGACCACCGCUAAAACCAUGAAAGUUCUGUCUAAUACAACUACAACGACAAAAGCCAUGCUGCAUGCAGUCAGUGAUGGACAAUGGUGGAAGAGGUCAUUAACUUAUCUUCGGCCAUUACAUGGCCAAGAAUUUGAAGAUGUAUUAAAAAGCAGUUCUGGAACCAAUGCUGCAGCGGAAAAGCAGAGCUGUCAUCCCUUUUAUGAAUCUCUCAUAGCUGAUUCCUAUGUUACAGAAUCUGAAGUAGCCUAUACUGGAUUCCAACACAAUUCUUCAGAAAGUUUUGCAGAAGUAUUGCUGAGAACAGGAAAAUUAGCAGAAACUAAAAGUGAAGGAGAGGACCUAUUUCCAGCUACAGAAGUUCUGUUACAACUGGCUAGUGAUGCUUUACCAAAUGAUAUGACCUUAUCCCUUGCCUACCUACUUGCAUUACCACAGGUGGUAGAUGCCAACAAGUGCUUUGAAAAGCAAUCACAUUCUGCUUUAUCUCUCCAGCUGGCAAGUUAUUACUAUAGCCUGCAGAUCUAUGCUCAUUUGGCACCAUGUUUCAAGGACAAAUGCCACCCCCUCUACAGGGCUGACCCAAAAGAGCUGAUUAAGAUGGUCACAAAGCACGUUUCUCAGUGUGGCUAUGCAGACUGGCCUGAAGAAAUAGCAACUUUGAUUAAGCAGUUGUACUACUAUAAUGAACGACUACUGGACUUCACUCAGGCUCAAAUCCUUCAAGGCCUUGGCAAAGGAGUGGAUGUGCAGAGGUUUACAGCAGAUGGCCAGUACAAGAGGGAAACAAUACUGGGGUUGGCGGAAACACUUGAAGAAAAUGUGUACAACAUCGCUCUUUCCUUGGCUCAACGUUACAGUGUUCCACUUUGGGAAGUUUAUAUGACACAUCUUGAGUUUUUGUUCACUGAUAGUGGCUUAUCUGCUGGAGAAAUAGAAGACAGAGCACAAAGUCUUGGUCUCUUUGAGACUUUGAAAACCAACCCUGAAGCCCUACAUGAACACAUGGCCAAAUAUGUUUACCCGGGUAUUGAAGGCACAGAUCACAAGCAGUUGCUUUAUUAUUUUACUCUCCUUGAAAACUGCGGUUGUUCCGAAUUUGUAAAGCAUGCUAUCAAACCUGAAACUCACAUACGGCUGCUGAAAAAAUUCAAGGCUGUUGCACCAGAUCUCAAUUACAAAAAACUAACAGAUGAAAAUGUGAGCCCUCUGGGAGUAUUGCAGCCCAUCCUUACAAGUCAGAACAUCUUAUCCAUUUCCAAACUCGCUCCCAAAAUCCCUGAGAAAGAUGGUAGUAUCCUCUCUCCAAGCUCUGUUUACACCAUCUGGUUACAAAAACUCUUCUGGAAUGGUGAUAGCAAGCUCAUUAAAAAAGCACCAGAAACAAUACCAGAGUGGUUAAGUGCAUAUGAUACAUGUGCAAAGUACUUUGAUAGACUCUACCCAGGAGAUAUUGUCACUUUCAUUGAUGACAUUACCUUUUCUUCAAAGGCUGUCACCAAGCUGUCAGUAGAUGCCCGGCUAGAGAUGACUAAUAAGGCUAUUAAGGCAAUGCAACAGAUCAUUGAGAAAUCAAGAAAAAAGAACUCUGAAGAUGGCAUGGACAGUGCUGGAAGCACGCUUGUCACUUACGAGAAAGCUCUGAAUCAUCUGCAGCAGUCUCUUGCUCAUCUGGAAACGCUCAAUCAUAGGUUUAUCACUUGUCUGAAAAACAGUGACCAGGAAAUGCUACAGAAAUACGGCCACUUAUAUGAUUUAUCCAGGUCAGAGAAGGAAAAAAUCCAUGACCAGGCAGUAGCUAUGUGUAUAGAUGGUCAGCCUCUAGACAUGAUACAGCAGUUGUUGGAAGUGGCUGUCGGAGAUCUGGAACUCUCCCCCAGAGAGAUAGUACAAUGCGCUAUAAACCAAAUUGUGUUUGCAUUAAGUGGCAAUGGUGCUGAAUUUACUUCGAUAAAAGACCCGCUUCAAAUCCUAGAAGAGAUUGUUUCUGCAGUCCAUGCAAGUGCUGAAAAGGGGGAGAAUCUAGUUUCUUCAGAUGAUCUAUUGGAGUGGUUGAGACCUUUCUGUAGUGAUGACUCCUUGCCAGUGAAGCCCCGCAUUAAGGUGCUGCAGAUUAUGGAGCAAGCAUUUCAUCUCAGUGAUGAGGAUAGCAGGCUACUUGUGUUUUUCAGAACUCAAGCAGUUCUCAAAGCCUGUUGGCCUGAGACAAAGGUAGAGAUAAUUGAUAUUGAAAAUGAAGAAAAAAGAUAUUCUCUCUUCCUGGAACUCCUGCACUCUAGUAACAGUCAGUCUGAGUUUCAGCAUUUGGUUUUACUCCUGCAAGCUUGGCCACCUAUGAAAAGUGCAAGCAUUUUUUUUCUGGACAUUGGAGACAUUGAUGAUUCCAGCUGUGAUUCUGAAAUUCUUUCCUUGCUCCUGAAUGCGAAAUUAGUGGUAAAGUGCAUAUCCACUAUGUUCUAUCCUCACCUUAUCAACCACUUACUGGCCAACCAGGAAGAGGGACGUUGGGAUAUAGAGGAAAUAGCAAAAGAACUGCAGGAAGCAGGCUUCAGUGCAGAGGCAGGGUCUCUUAUGAUGUGUUACAAAGGGACUCAUCCUGCCCUCAGAACCUACAGUACUGCCCUCAGUGCUAUUCAGCAUUGGAUCUGAGUGGCAAAACAAACUGAAAUUCUUUUGACAAAACAGCUGCCUCAAUAAUGUGUUUGUUUCAAUUGCCUGCUUUUCAGAUGGAGAUCUUCUACAUGAGAGAUAAACUUUCUUCUAAUGAAAUUAUAUAUGUAGAGUUGAUCAUCGCUACUCAUGAUUUGUGGAAAAUGCUAACAGUAUACAUACAUUUACAUACUUUCAGUUAUUUUGAAACUUUUUACAAGUUCUAAAAGUAUCUCUCUCAAUAUAGAUAUAGUAAAUCUCUCAAACUGGUAAAAAAAACUUUGAAAUUGGCAAAAACAUUUGAAAUACAACCACUGUAAUAUGCAAAUUAUAAACUAGGAAAGUAACUUGUAAUGCUGCAGGGUUAUACAAUGUGUCACACAAUUCUUGUAAGUCAUUUACACCCUGGUCACAAUGUAAAACAAUAGUUAUCAAUAAAGGUGUUUAGAACAAUGUAUCAUCACCAUGAAGAGAAAUAACCAAUGAGAAGUUCUGAAAUCUUAAAAUUGGAAAUUUUUCAAUGUUGUUUUGGACAUAUUAUUACAAUAGUUUUAUUUGCAACAAGCAAAAUACAUUUCAUUUAUUAAACCUUUUCUUUUUUCCCU
This is a messenger RNA of Gopherus flavomarginatus (Mexican gopher tortoise), 6733 nucleotides long. RefSeq names its product NBAS subunit of NRZ tethering complex (gene NBAS). The record is from RefSeq and is a predicted model, not a curated record. The transcript is spliced from 45 exons. Gene Ontology annotation, cellular component: Dsl1/NZR complex; endoplasmic reticulum membrane. Gene Ontology annotation, molecular function: SNARE binding. Gene Ontology annotation, biological process: retrograde vesicle-mediated transport, Golgi to endoplasmic reticulum. Lineage: Eukaryota; Metazoa; Chordata; Testudines; Testudinidae. The coding region runs from base 36 to 6128 and encodes 2030 amino acids.